AGAAAAAUAAAAAUGAGCAAGAGACUAAGCCAACAACUUCAAUUAAACCUCACCCUUCAACUCCCACCAUGCAAAACGCCAAACCCUAGCAAUUUUCUUCUCCUAGAAAUCAUUUUCCUACAUUUUCUCGCUCGAUUCUCUCUCUAUUAUUUUCUCUUUCUCUUCGUUUCUUUUCGUCUCUUCCGGUGCGAUUGGAUCUGAGUGACUUCUUUUACAAUUCCCACUCUGUUCAUUCAAUCCGGAAGAGAAAUCCCCAAUUUCUUUUAGCCUUUUUGGAUCUUUAGGAUUACUCAAUUUACCGCUUUCUUUUUGUUUUUGUUUUCUUGGUGAUUGUAGGAGUAGUUAGGGUUGGCAACCUGAAUUUGGAUGAUUUUUUUAAAAGCAGUUUGGAGUUCUUGGGGAUAGGACCAGUUAGGGUUUUGUGGUUUGACUUUCGGUUUAAUCGUGAGAUUUCGGGGUUUCUCUCUUUUGGUUGAUUGUUCAUUGUUGUUCUUUUGUUUGGAGUUUUUAGAUUGAAGUGGUAGUGUGGUGAAGUGGCUAAAGAAGGAAUUGUAAGCAACCAAUGCCAUUUUCUUGGAUUGGCGUUCGACGAAUUUUUCGGUGAUUUUUUGCAGUACCGAAUAAGAUAGAGCUUGAGCUUAUCCAUGUCUUGGGCGGGACCGGAAGAUAUUUACCUUUCUACUUCUCUUGCUAGCUAUCUUGAUAAGAAGCUACUUGUGCUUCUGCGAGAUGGCAGAAAGCUCCUGGGAAUACUACGUUCUUUUGAUCAAUUUGCCAAUGCUGUUCUUGAGGGUGCAUGCGAAAGAGUUAUUGUUGGUGAUCUCUAUUGUGAUAUCCCUUUAGGUCUAUAUGUUAUCCGAGGCGAGAAUGUUGUUUUAAUUGGAGAGCUGGAUUUGGAGAGGGAAGAACUUCCUCCACAUAUGACUCGCGUUUCAGCAGCGGAAAUUAGAAGGGAUUCACCAAUGGAUUUGAAUCAAAGCCCAUCUGUUUAGCUUAGAUAAGGGUUCCAAUUCCUAGUGCUAUACCUGCGACUGCAAUUAACUAACAUGCAAAUUGAAGGUAAAAGCUGUCUUGACUUGUACUGUUUAGGUCAAAAAAGGAUGACACUCAAGGACUUGCCACAUUAAUUUAAUGCAACAAUGAAUAAUUGAAUAUGCCUUUCAUUUAUAAUUUAAGCCUAUGGUAAAAUUAAGAUGUAGAGAUUCAAUGCAUUUAGGUAACUUCUAGUUCUAUGUGAAGGAAACUGCUAUAUUUAACAAAGAGAAAAUCUUUAUGUAAGGGCUUUUUGCCAAAUUUUCUUUAAAAUGUUUGCUCUCCUCUGCAAGUCAAAGAUGCAUCUAUUUUAGUGGAUUUUACCUUUCUGAACAUGCUCUUCUGUGGAGACAU
Messenger RNA from Hevea brasiliensis (rubber tree), 1386 nucleotides. RefSeq names its product sm-like protein LSM1B. Gene Ontology annotation, molecular function: RNA cap binding. The transcript has 5 exons. NCBI's taxonomy places the organism in Eukaryota, Viridiplantae, Streptophyta, Magnoliopsida, Malpighiales, Euphorbiaceae. Gene Ontology annotation, cellular component: Lsm1-7-Pat1 complex; P-body. The coding region runs from base 645 to 992 and encodes 115 amino acids. The record is from RefSeq and is a predicted model, not a curated record. Gene Ontology annotation, biological process: deadenylation-dependent decapping of nuclear-transcribed mRNA.